AUUGGUUUAAGAGAUCUGAUGUCAGUAAGGAAACUUAUUCAAUCGACUCGUAUAAUAAUCUGCUGAGAAUGCCUGUUUGUGUUUGUAAUACAUUGUGGACAUUGACAUGUAUUGUAGCAGUAAUUGUGUUGUAUCAUUUUACAACAAUAUUUGUUUGGACAUUAACAACUGGAUUAGUUACUCUUAUCUUGUUUAAUGCAAUUAGAGAACAGAGCCAUAGUAACGAUUGUUUAAAAGAUGGAAUGUUUGGAUCAUUGCUGGCUGUUGUUUUUGUGGUUGUGGUAGCAAUAUUGGCAAAGGGUUUACACUAUGGAUACACUUUCACAACAUGUUACUUCAAUGAAUGUUGCGACGACAACUGGAUCUCUCCAAAUAUCAGUGGCCUUUCAUUCCAACUGAACAAAAAGUUGUACGGUCAACAUCUAGUAAUUGGUCCUUUGGUGAAACACCUUAGAGGUCAUGUCGAAGGACAACAUCAAAAAGCAACAAUACUUUCUUUACAUGGUCUGCCUGGAACGGGGAAAAACUUCGUGAGUCGCAUGGUGGCAGAUAACAUGUAUAUCAAGGGAAUGGAGAGCAAUACGUUCAUCUCCUUUCAGCAACGAAAGAUUUUCCUCACGAAAGUAUGCUAGAAGAA
Molecule: messenger RNA, 637 nt
Organism: Ruditapes philippinarum (Manila clam)
Lineage: Eukaryota; Metazoa; Mollusca; Bivalvia; Venerida; Veneridae
Product: torsin-1B-like
Exons: 2
Coding region: 69-632 (187 amino acids)
Molecular function (GO): ATP binding; ATP hydrolysis activity
Source: RefSeq, a predicted model, not a curated record